AUGCAAGCUCAACCGGAGGACGCCCACAAUACAUUCUGCCCUAUGGAGUCCUACCCCACACCAUCACAGAAAGUCAUAGUACGGCGAUUCUGUCGGCUGUGUAUACGAGAACAUCCGUUUCUGCUACCGUUCGAUGCCGCAUUAAAAGAAACCACAAUCGCAAGUAUGCUUGAGCGAUUAUUGGGCGCAUUUAGGUUGGAACAAACGCCCAACUUGCCGGACGGUGUCUGUCCACGGUGUGUGACGAAGCUUGACUAUGCGUACCACGUACAGGAAGAGUUUGUACGCAACGAGCAUCGGUUGAGACACUUCCAGCAGGAGGGCAAACUGUUGUCGAAAUUGUUUGAGUAUCAAACUCAAAUCGCUGUUACGAAGGAGAACUAUACGGACCGUAUGAUCGAAGAGCACGGAAAUGGCUUGCUAGCGGAAAGAAUCGUGAUUGAUGGCAAGGAUGACGCACCGAACAUUCGUGAGGCCGAAACAACUGCUGCUACAUUGUACAAAACUGUGGAACCUCCAGCCGACUGGACGGUGGUUGCUUGUGAUUGUCCAUCGAAACCAGCAACUAGUUCCAAAAGACGAACAGUACGUCCACCAAAGCGAACGCUGCACAACCGACGUUUGCUUCGACAGACAAUUGCUGCUGCAAAUCCAACCGAUGUGAUCGUAACUCCCAUUGACCCUUGCAAAUGUUACAUCUGCAAUGCCGUACUGGAAACAGAGGAAGCACAGCGAGACCAUCUGGUGGAGCAUGUGAACAUGCUACCCCACACGUGCCCCGAAUGCUCCCGAAUGACCGAUGAACAGGGCGAAGAAGCGAAUGUUUCGCCCAUAACCUCGCUGGCAAUGUUACAGCGCCAUUAUCGGAUGCAUUCGUACCCACUCAAGUGUCCUCACUGUCCACAGCGAUAUCGGAAGCAUUCAUCAAUUUACGCACACAUUCGCUACCGGCACGAACUGUUUGAUAAUCCCGAAGGAUACACGUGUGACAUAUGUGGCGUUACGAUGCGUUAUCGAUCUUCGUUCCGCUACCACAUGCGAAUUCACUAUCACGAACAGAUGGGAACGUUUAAAUGUCAGUACUGUGAUCGCGUUUUUGGCACACGAGCCCGGCUAGAGCGUCACGAACGAGUACAUACAGGCGAACGGCCGUACGCAUGCCAUCUCUGUCCGAAAACAUUUUCCCAUUCCGGGCAACUAGCGACCCACAUAGCGCGCCACAAUAAUGAACGUGGCCACCAGUGUAUACAGUGUGGAAAAGCGUUCUUCAGCAAGGCCUUGUUGCGACAGCAUCUAACAUCACACGAAACGCACGAAACGCGAACCACUACGCACAAAAUGCGACCACGGCCCUGUUUGUACGUUGGCUGUAAGCACGUGGCUCGAACGUAUCAAGCGUACUAUCUGCAUCGCUUACGGCACGAAAUGGCCCAUCCGUGUGAUGUGUGUGGUAAACGUUUUGCGCGCGAUUGUGAGAUGAGACGACAUCGGCGUAUCUACCACUCGGUGGACCAUCCAUUUAAAUGUGAACAGUGCAGCAAAUCGUUUCUUAGCUCGCAAAGCUACCGAGAGCACAUGGAUUCGCACGCCAAUGUGCGCCGGUUUGAGUGUGAUGUUUGUGACAAAAAGUUUGUACGGCGUCGCAAUUUGGUCAGCCAUCGGAUGUCUCACAGCAACGUACGGCCGUACCGGUGUGAGGAUUGUUAUUUUGUGUCGUUUAAGUAUAAGAGCGAUUUAAAUCGACACCGGAAAGAUAAACAUAAGCAGCAAGUGGAGCAGGAAGAAGAUACGGUUACGCAAGAAGAGGAUGGGGCCGGAGAGAUUGUGCUGAUGAAUGAGGAUAUAUUGGCCAGCGGGGAUAUUGAGCUAGACGGAACCUACGGUGAGGUAAUCGAAACGGUGGAAGAAUCUAUCGUCGUUGAGCAGCCAAUUGUGGGCUUCGGUAUCGAUGAGGUGACCAAGGAAGAAUAUAUUAUAGAAUAUAUUAACCAUGGGUGAAUGAGAAGA
Molecule: messenger RNA, 2007 nt
Organism: Anopheles maculipalpis
Lineage: Eukaryota; Metazoa; Arthropoda; Insecta; Diptera; Culicidae
Product: zinc finger protein 761-like
Exons: 2
Coding region: 1-1998 (665 amino acids)
Biological process (GO): regulation of transcription by RNA polymerase II
Cellular component (GO): nucleus
Molecular function (GO): zinc ion binding; RNA polymerase II transcription regulatory region sequence-specific DNA binding; DNA-binding transcription factor activity, RNA polymerase II-specific
Source: RefSeq, a predicted model, not a curated record